Perca flavescens (yellow perch) is the source of this 1383-nucleotide messenger RNA. RefSeq names its product collagen alpha-1(XXI) chain. Lineage: Eukaryota; Metazoa; Chordata; Actinopteri; Perciformes; Percidae. The transcript is spliced from 3 exons. Bases 42 to 791 code for a protein of 249 amino acids. The record is from RefSeq and is a predicted model, not a curated record.
CCUCCUCUUCUUCAUCCUUAAAAAAGCGAGGCUGCAGCUACAUGACUGUGAGACUCCUUUAUUUGGGUGCAGAGGAAGCGCAUGUCAGAGCAGAUCUGAGGAAAAAAAAACUCACAAGCCGUUCCAGCAUGAUGGGAAGAACCACUUUGGUCAUCAGCCUCAUCGUAGCAGCAUUGCUCUCUGCCAUCGCUGCUCAGAGAACAGCUUGCAAGACUGGCGAUAUUGUCUUCCUACUUGAUCGGUCUAGCAGCAUCGACCAAGACAAACACAAUAUCAUGAAGAACUUUACGACAACAUUAGUCGACAGCUUUGAAGUCGGUGAAAAGUUGGUGCGUAUUGGACUUUGCCAGUUCAGUGACAACCCUAAGGAUGAGUUUUACCUCAACAAGUACUACAAUAAGGAGGAUUUGAACACACAAAUCCUUAAGGUGGAUUACACAGGUGGAAACUCCUACUUAGGGAGAGCCUUGGAUCACGUUAAGGAUUACUUUGAGGAGUCACGGGGCAGCCGUGACCAGGUCCCCAAAAAUCUGGUGGUGAUCACAGAUGGUGAUUCUCAUGAUGACGUGGAGGACGCAGCUGACGUUCUCAGGGAUCGGAAAAUUAAGGUAUUUGCCAUCGGUGUUGGAGACGUCCACGACCUGCAGCUCCUGCAGACUGUUGGCACCCCAGAGAGGAUGUUCACUGUGCGGAACUAUGAUGUUUUGCACUCUAUCAAGCAAAAGGUGGUCGACGCCAUGUGCGAUAACCCAAACAGUCCCCCACCCCCACCGGCCACAGACUCCCCAUGACCCCCAAAAUCCCCCUCCCCGCCAAAAGAUUUGAUAUUUCUUGAAGGACCAGACCUCCUGGUGAGGUGCUGAUCAGUGGCCUGUAGAGGAAAGUUUUUAUCUGUCAUACUGAUGUGUGGUUUUUCUUUCAUAUAUUAUCCAUUACUGCAUGUUUUUUUUUUAUAUUUUCAUGACUUUAUAUGUAUUUACUUUCAUACUAUACGAUAUUUACUCUGUCAUCUAUAUUAUAUUAUAAUAUAUCAGUUAUAGGGAUCUAUAAGUGCUCUAUUAUCUUAAAAGGAAAUCAUGGUUUCUUUGCCUCUGUAGCACUGAAGCUGCACUGUCCCCUCCCUCUCGUGUAGCCAAUGUACUUGGCAGUACCUGGCAAAGGGCCAAUACCCUGAAGCAGCUCAGACUCAGCAGUAAAAUAAGCAGAAUCAGCAAGUGUACCGAAUUGCUGAGUCGACAAGAAUACAGUCCCUCCCUCUGCAUGCUCACCCAUAAAAACGCUGAGUUUUCUUUGUCUCACUGACACACUUUCUCAGACUGCCUGUCACUCUGUUAAACUGUCUCCUUCUACUUGCAAGAAUAAUAAAGAAAAUAACGUGGAUAA